AUGGGACUUACUCCAUCUAGGACAGAAUCGGAGUGUGUGCCACUGGAAACUUUAUGUCCGGCCACCUGGAGGUUAUUGUGCUACUGGAAACCACUGUGGCUCUGGGUAGAAAUGGUAGAUGUGGAAAGAAGAGAAGAGCAGUAGCUGGAUGCGGAGUGAGCUGUCGGCUUAAGAGUUUAUCCCUGUGGCCUGGAACUGGAGGACUGGAAGGACUGGAUUUCAGAAGGCCUUGAGUACAGCAAGUAUGGCAGAACCAAGUGCCUCUGAGGUCAUCUUCAUCUCUGUCAACCACAGCAUCACUUUGAUGGGGAAGGUGUGGCUCAUUGUGAUGAUCUUCCUCCGCAUCCUGAUACUCCUCUUUGCUGGUUACCCUCUCUAUCAAGACGAGCAGGAGCGAUUUGUGUGCAACACGAUUCAGCCCGGUUGUGCCAACGUGUGCUAUGAUCUGUUCUCUCCCAUCUCUCUCUUCCGCUUCUGGCUGGUACAGCUCAUCACUUUGUGUCUCCCCUACAUCAUCUUUAUCAUAUACGUGAUCCAUAAGGUGUCAAAUAGCCUCACUGUGGACCUGAACUCCUCUGGUCACAUCAAAGCUAUGCCUUUGUUCAAGAUUCAUCAGGAGUCCAGGAAUAAGAUGCCUCUGGUAGCUGAGCAAAGUUGGGCGCGGUGCUUCACAGGUGCAUACAUCCUACAACUAAUGUUCAGAACUUUGCUGGAGGCAGGGUUCGGAGCAGCUCACUACUAUCUGUUUGGUUUCUACAUCCCCAGAAGGUUCCUGUGCCAACAUCCACCAUGCACUACCCAAGUGGACUGCUACAUCUCCAGGCCCACUGAGAAGACUGUGAUGCUCAACUUCAUGCUUGGUGCAGCUGCUCUGUCAAUUUUCCUAAAUGUGUUGGAUUUCAUCUGUGCCAUUAAGCGCUCAGUGAGGCAGAAGAGCAAGAGAAAGAUGAUGGUGGAGAAAAUAUAUGAGGAAGAGCAAUGUUUCCUUUCAGCUGGAGGAACUGCCUCCAUGGCUCAGCAGGAUUCAGAGGGAGAAGCUGGAUCUCCAGGCUGCAACACAAACGGGAACAAUGGCGAUUCUGUUUCCCAAGAGGAGGCUCCGGAGAGGAAUGGCAGUGAGGUGGCUCUCUGUCCCCCAGAGCCAAUGGGAACACCCAGAUCCAUUCGUGUUAGCAAACGCAAUCGACUCAAACCGCCACCUCCGCCCAGACGGGACCUUGGGUUGCCUCCUGGGGGUUCAGCAGGGCCCAUCAGGGACGUUUCCACAGCAACAACAAUCUGCACCAGAAGGGUGGAUGGGGUCAGAGCGGACACAGGUAGCCUCCAGGCCCUGUGCUUGGAUGUUUGGGUGACCUUUUGGAAUACAAAGGUCAGGCUGAACUGAAAGACAAUAAUCUUACUAAGGUGCUGUUACUGGGCUCAUAGAAAAGGAUUCCUCUGGCAGAAGUGAAGGACACUAUGAAGUCCCCUAAAGCUGACAUAG
This is a messenger RNA of Lates calcarifer (barramundi perch), 1483 nucleotides long. RefSeq names its product gap junction delta-4 protein. NCBI's taxonomy places the organism in Eukaryota, Metazoa, Chordata, Actinopteri, Centropomidae. The coding region runs from base 245 to 1384 and encodes 379 amino acids. Gene Ontology annotation, cellular component: connexin complex. The record is from RefSeq and is a predicted model, not a curated record. The transcript is spliced from 4 exons. Gene Ontology annotation, biological process: cell communication.